UUGUAAUAUAAUGGUGCAGCAGAAAGCUGUAGCUGCCCCUCUGCAUGCAAGGUCGAACUGUAAUUAAAAGCAAAGGAAGUGUCCACUUGAGUAAAUUCAGUGCACAGGGAUCUUCUAUAAAGAACAUGAUGCUGGGGUUUCAUAUCAUCACUUCAGCUCUGGUGCCUGAUAGCUAGAGCUUGCUAUAGGCAUAUAGCCAUGGCAGCAGUACGCGUGGUUCUUUUGCUGGGAGUUUUUCUAUUCUGCCUUACUGAGGUUUCAUCUGAUAUCAUGACUGAAGAACAAUUACCUCAUCUUGGGCAGGCAAAGAAAACAAAAAUCCAUGCCCUUUUUCUUUUUGCUUGUUGUGAGAGGUGGAAGCAGAAGGCUAAUGCAAGACAUAGACUGUGGAGGGUUGUGCAAGCAGAGGUGCAGCGUUCACUCGAGGCCAAAGAUUUGCAGCAGGGCUUGCGGUACGUGCUGUGUGAGAUGCAAGUGUGUGCCACCUGGCACUUCUGGGAACAGAGAACUCUGUGGCAAGUGCUACACUGACAUGACCACCCAUGGCAACAAAACCAAGUGCCCCUAAGCUUAAGCUUAGUGGGCAAUUAAGCUUAAGCUUAAAGGAAUAAGAAGAAGAAAGAUGGGAGCUAGAUGAUCUGUAGAAGAUUUGGUAUUAGUUUAUGGUAUUAUCCUCACAAUUACCCACCAUUUGUUUUUUCUUCUUAAAUUAAGGUCUUCAUUUUCGCAUGGAUCAUUGAAUUAAUAUGAUGUAAACCAAAUGGAGCAGAGUUUGAAACCAAUUUUA
This is a messenger RNA of Prunus avium (sweet cherry), 787 nucleotides long. The record is from RefSeq and is a predicted model, not a curated record. NCBI's taxonomy places the organism in Eukaryota, Viridiplantae, Streptophyta, Magnoliopsida, Rosales, Rosaceae.